Messenger RNA from Penicillium antarcticum, 945 nucleotides. RefSeq names its product PhzF family phenazine biosynthesis protein. The transcript has 3 exons. Gene Ontology annotation, cellular component: cytoplasm. Bases 1 to 945 code for a protein of 314 amino acids. The record is from RefSeq and is a predicted model, not a curated record. Gene Ontology annotation, molecular function: isomerase activity. Gene Ontology annotation, biological process: biosynthetic process. Lineage: Eukaryota; Fungi; Ascomycota; Eurotiomycetes; Eurotiales; Aspergillaceae.
AUGUCUGAGAAAAAGGCACCAUAUGUAACUCUCGAUGUAUUCUCAUCAAAGAGAUUCAAAGGAAAUCCCGUUGCGAUUGUGAAGGUCGCCGACGGCAAAUUGUCCCAAGAACAGAAGCAGAAGAUCGCCAAAGAGUUCAAUUUCUCUGAAACUGUGUUCUUUCAGCCAGGCAAUGGAGAUGAGCCCCCUCGGGUAUACAUCUUCACGCCCGUCAAUGAGAUGGACUUCGCCGGCCAUCCCGUCAUUGGUGCCGGUCACUUCCUGUUCCGCCAAAUGCUAGCAAAUGGCCCAAGUCUUCGGAAUGAUAUGAGCCUUAUUACCAACGCAGGACCUGUUCCAAUCACUUAUGAUCCAGAGAAUGAGGUUGUAUCCGCCGAGGUCCCUCACAACAUCCAUCAGCAUCAGCAGGGAGCGACGCUGGCGCAUCUCCUCCCCGUCCAAGCCAGUUUUAAAACGGCCUCGGAUCUUCAGGGUGUACCAAAAAAAUCACCGGUAGUUUCUUGUGUGAAGGGUGUCACGUAUGCGCUUGUGGAUUUGACCGAAAGAGCGGGUCUUUUUGCCAAUAUUGCUCCGGGAGGAAGUCCUGCUCUCGACCUUGAUGAAGGAUGGAAGCCCUCAUUCACUGGAGUCAUGUAUUACCGCAAUGGAGGGUCUCGUGUUGAAGAGGACACAGUGGUCUGGAAUCUUCGAGUCCGGAUGAUUGCUAUCGACUUGGAGGAUCCAGCUUGUGGUAGUGGAGGAUGCUCUUUGGCUGCUCACCUCGCAUUAUCGAAUGCCCAGCAGGGUCGGCGACACCGCUUCUAUAUCGACCAGGGUAUUGAGAUGGAUAGGGAGAGUCACCUUAUUCUUGAUGUGCUGUUAGAUGAAGACAGGAAACGGGUUUCCACGAUCAAGCUUGCUGGACAGGCUGCCUUUGUUGCGGAAGGGAGUAUUUUUUUGGAAUGA